AUGUCAGCGCCCGACUAUCGCUACUUGCAAGCGUGGGCUCGACCCUCGGCGUCAAGGCCCGCUUCAUCAUCCAGCUCACGCCGCACCUAUGACUGCGGCGAUUCUUCCGAGGUCCUCCUUCCAACAACGAACGGAGACACAGCUACACCGGCCGCUCAGCUCGAAAGCAAGGAGGCUACACAACAGUCUGCUUAUCAGAUUAGGCUCGACACUCCUGGCGGUAUAUCGUAUGCUCCCGAUGAUCUGGCACAGCACAACUCAUCCAAGCGUCUGUUCAUCCCAGACCGCAGCGCGAACGAAUAUGACUUUGCUCGCGAGAUUGAAGCCAAGUCGAACAAGGCUUCUGCGACCACAAUGCCGCAGCCAGAGCUUGAUGAGCUAGGACGUACUCAGGUGCAAGCGUACAAGGAAAGCGUCGAACAGACGGAAACCGACUCGACAACCAUGAACAAUGAUCAAGGCCAUGUCAAGCCGUUCGACAUUCCCACAACCUCUGUUGCAGCGAACGAGCAGGACCAAGGUUUGACUCCACGACAAGGAGGGCAAGAUGCGGCUUCGAUCAUGACGAAUGCAACGACCGCUACAGUACAGUCCAAGAUGACAACACUCACCCUGACCGCCGAGCGAACUCAGACCAUCCCAAAGAAUGUAUCAGCGAACGCAGUCACCACGCCCUUCCGUCCUCUUCCGUCCAUCAGCGGCGAUGCGGCUCACUCAUGUACACCAUGGGCUGCUGCCAGCGAUUGGACAUCGCAUCAUGUACUAGAUCGACCCACAGACAAGGAGAAGAAGCUCGGCAUUACGCAGUUCGAAGAGGCAACGGAAGGCCGAGUGCCCUCAGGCUACGAAGCAAGCCUCUUCCCUUCGUCAGACACACAGUCAGACGCAGCGACAAUCAAGACUCUUCGGCCAGGCGAGCUGCGCGUCGAAGACCUGUUCGUUCCAGAUCCUCGACCAUGGCGACCACUACGCUACGUGCGUAAGAUCGACCCUCGACAACUGCUGAUACUCUGUGCUGGUGCUGCUCUGACCCCAGGACAAGUCGCAGCAAUCAAGGUUGGUAGCGAUGCGAGCUCUGUCUUCACUACCGAGACCACCACAACUAGGCGUGGUCCAUCAGAUGCGGCAUCUAUCUCCAGCUCCGUGUCCACCGAUUUCUCCGUUGAAGCAACCAGGAAAGCCAUGUUUGCUGCGGGCAAGUUGCCGGACUACAAGUUGCUUGAAGCUCAACUCAAGUCUUCUUCCUCACUAUCUCCAGGCUCUGCAUCAAUAUCGUUGCCUGAAGGCGAGAAGAAGCGUGCUGGUCUAGGUUUCGUCUUCUGUCCAACGCACGACCCUCGUGCACGACAACCAGCUUAUAAGCGGUCAGCCGAGAUCACUGUCGAGCAGAACUUUUCACGCAGACUUGAAAAGCCGCCUGAGUUCUGUCACUCGGCUGUCCGUCGUGCAGCAGUUCGCUCAGUACUUGCGGCAUUGGAGUUCACAAAGUGGGAAGCGGAAGGAUUUGAUAAGAUUGUCAUCGCAACGCAUCACGGUUGGCUGGUAGAUGGAAUCAGCAGGUGGAUUUGGAAUUGGAGGCAUAACAAGUGGCGAAUCAUGACCGAGUCGCCAUUGGGUACAUUUGGCGAGCAGGUACCGGACAGAGACCUAUGGGAGCUCCUGGAUAGAGCCGUCAAAGGGUACGAGGAGAUUGAUUGUACGGUUAGAUUUUGGAAGGUCAGCAAGGACCAGAACAGUGAUGCUGUUCAGCUGGCUCAAGAGGGAGCAUGCAAGGACAAUCAACAGCCAGGAACGGUCCGGUGGACGAAGAAAAAGACUCCCAGUAGCACGUGA
Messenger RNA from Ustilago hordei, 1833 nucleotides. RefSeq lists its product as uncharacterized. NCBI's taxonomy places the organism in Eukaryota, Fungi, Basidiomycota, Ustilaginomycetes, Ustilaginales, Ustilaginaceae. Bases 1 to 1833 code for a protein of 610 amino acids. The transcript has a single exon. The record is from RefSeq and is a predicted model, not a curated record. Gene Ontology annotation, molecular function: nucleic acid binding.